Messenger RNA from Enterobius vermicularis (human pinworm), 1800 nucleotides. The record is from the annotation of a GenBank genome assembly. Lineage: Eukaryota; Metazoa; Nematoda; Chromadorea; Rhabditida; Oxyuridae.
AUGAACGUUGUAGCCGGUGGCGAAGAUUUGGAAAACAGAGUGUAUUUUGGGAUACCAAUUGGUGCAAUAAAGUUAGAAGAGUACGGCUUGGAAGCAGAUGUAUAUGCAUCUGAUGAGCAUACUAUCAACUUUCAAAAUUUUUCUUACGACCCAACUAAACCGGGAUGUCUUUCAUUGAUUAUGGGGCCAGCAAGAAAGAACGAAAAAAAGGCUUUGAAAGAAGGCGUUUUGUUGGAAAUGUUUGAAAAUCGAAUACUGUCGGGAGGCUCAAAACGUAAAGUGCGUCAAGUGGUCAGCGACAGUGUAUUUCCGUUGUCCGACACAAAGGAUAUGAAGCCGGUGGUGGAUCCCUUCGCUGGAAUAAAGUUGGACCUUGGUGAUCAAAAAAAUUUAUCUAUAAGCAGUAAGGAAAUUUUAAUUGAAGAGUCAGAAAACUCUACCAAUUAUAUACCACCAAACAAUAAAUCAGAUUCGUCAGAGCAAGACAAUUCUGAAAUGCCCGCUAAGUUUGCCGUAAACAGUUCCAAUAAACCUGCUCAUAUGGAGUUACCUGAAACAGCCGAAGUCCUUACAGCAACUGAAGGUGAAGCAAACUAUGAAGCGCAGUCAUCUCUUACAGCUUCAUCGCCAGAACGUUUUGAUGGCAUUAAAAACGCUGAAAAGCUUGUUGCAAAGUCUAAUAAAAACAGUAAAGUAAGAGGUUUAGUACUAGAAGAAGGUGUUGGAGAAGAAAACAAGAUUAACCUUGCUGAUUUCGGCUUUGAAAACAAUGAGCCUCAGAACAACGUUAACACGGACAGGGAACGAUCUCAAACGACAACACAACAGACUUCUAAAAACAAUCUCGGUCUUAUUGUGAUCAAUCCGGACACUGGAAAAAUUUAUGAUAAGGAUUUGACAGAACGAAAAAAACAGGAAAGGUCUCGCAGCUAUCAAGCUAAGAAGAAUCUUAAGUCACUAAAGCAAUUUAACAACAAUAAGAAUGUUGAAGAACCAAUGGAAAAAAUUAAAUUUGCUCGUAAUGAAGGCAAAAGUGAAACUGAUUCUCUUCUUACUGAUUCGUUUUUCAACGAACACGACACUUCACCAGAACAACCUGUAACAAAUACAAUGACACUCGGUUUAGCUACGGUACCAGCUAUGGAGUCUUCGACAGCAUUACCAACAACUUUGGCAGAAUUACCAGCAGCCAUUCUCACACAAAUGGAAACAGCAGGAACCACAGUAAAACCUUCAAAAAAGAGAAGUGGUAUGAAGAAACUCGAAAAUAAAUUUAUACUUCCGGAAAUCUCACAUGGUUCUGCAAAUUUUGUGCUAACAAAUGGUGCCAAAUUGACAAAUUUUAAAUGGAUCGGUGUUUAUGACAGUUGUGAAAAAAAAACAAUGCCAGUACUUUCGAUUGAAGAACUUGAUCCUCCUCGUCCUGAAAAACUUUCUUCGCUUCGGCAUCGCUCGCAUAACGUCACUUCACGUCGCAUCCAAAUUCUUAAUUGCAAUACGGUUCUCAUACCACAGUUCUCAUACGACAGCUCCUCAGCACCUCAACGUACAUUCUUCUAUUUUGGAGUUGGUCAGUAUCCUGAAAACGUUGAAGAAACAAUUCGUGCAAUUGUUGUUGGUGAAUCAUACGGCCCGCUUCGUUCCUUCUACGGUGAAGAUGUUCUACUUCGCCUGCCAAAAAGUUAUCGAACAUUUGAUGUUGAUUUUUUGAUGGUCUUCAACGAUGAUGAAAAAAAGUCUUAUGGUCAUACUGUUAUACCCAGUUUAUUAGUACCACCGUGUACCGAAGACGAUUUAUAA